Schistosoma curassoni is the source of this 3543-nucleotide messenger RNA. NCBI's taxonomy places the organism in Eukaryota, Metazoa, Platyhelminthes, Trematoda, Strigeidida, Schistosomatidae. The record is from the annotation of a GenBank genome assembly.
AUGAGAUUACAACCAGCUGUUUUGCUUAUUGUCUUCUGGUAUGCCUUGCGUGCUUUAGAAAAUUCUAUGAAAAUGAUUUCUGUCGAUUCAAAAUCAUAUAAACUUUAUAAGUGGGAAUACAUUGGUUUUCAAGAAUCUAUCAUAUCACACCUUUCAUUCGUGGAGAAAACUACCAACUUUCUUCGGCAAUUAGCUGAACACUACACUAUUCCUCGAAAAUGCAUACUAGAUAAUGAGUUUAUGCGUUACUGGAAUGUAUCUAACCUGCCAUGGACAUACGAUAAGUAUCUUACUACGUCAAUUAACAGUAUCCUACUUCGCUGGCAUGAAGUCGCUGAUGAGUGCUAUUUGUCUGUGAAAGAUAAAACAAUUAUACCCUUAUGUACAAUCCAGUUCAACCGUGAAUUUUUAUGCAGUGACGAAAGCAUAAAAAAUUUUUCCCACAAUUUAAUAGGAAAAGCAAAACUAUUUCCUUUGACAGGAAAUGUGUCUGUCGACACUAUGCUCAUUGAGAUUAUUAUACUGUCAAACUGUGGAAAUCAUGAUAUAGCGAUACAAAAGUCAUACAGCAUUAUAAAGUAUUUUCCUUCCUUACCGGCUUAUAGAUUGUUGUAUGCAGAGGUUUUGUCAAGAAAUUCAAGUCCAAAUUCGUUAUCACAGGCUCUGAAAGAAAUAACCUUUGCUGUACAAAUUGAGGGUUCAUCUACCCUAUAUAGAGAGAAAAAGUUGUCACUUUUGCUGCGUUUAGGAUAUUUAAAAGAAGCACGAGAGGAAGCUGGAAAAAUAGAAGAGAUUUUAAACAGAAGCAGUUUAAGAUCUUGUCAUCUUCAACGACACAAUUGUUCUAACGGUUUUAAAUAUUCUUCACAAUCUUUAGUUGCUUGGAGACCGUGGUUCUUUUUAGGUCUGUUUCAUCUUACCAGUGGAAGCCUAUCUGUAGCUGCUGAAGAUUUUACCAUUGCAUUUAAUUUAGCUUCAAUAACCUUGUCAACUGAAAAACAAUUAUCAGAAUCAAUUAUGGGAUUGCUUAUGUAUAUGAAAGCACUAUCACAACAUUAUACUUCUAAAUUACAAGAUGCUAUGGAAUAUUCGGUCAAUGGUACGCGAAAUUACCCGUUUAUCAUGGAUACUACAUUACUAUUAGCUCAAGGUGCUGCACGUACUUCUUUGUAUUAUAAUGCACUGAAUAUACUCAGCAUAUCAUUACGGCUUGUGAAUAUUGUUGAUGAUGGUAAUAAUAAACCAUCUAGUGUUGAAUAUAUCGAAACAUUUGCUGAUUCAAAAUUAGUUAAACACCAAGUUCUACAAUUACGUGCAUUGGUCAAUUAUAGAUUGGGUGAUAUAAUUCAGGCAAAUACUGACGCUAAGUUUUGUUUGGAAUUGUCACCAUUAGAUGGCCUUUGUGCUUACAUAAAAACAUUGUGUGCCUUAUGUACUGGAUCACUGAUGAGCGCAAUGAAAUCUUCUACUCCUGUUCUUUCCUACAAUUUCAAACAGGAUUUACAAAACUCCUCUGAGAUUUUCCAUCUGAAGUAUCUAAGAGAAUGGAUCCGAUAUACGCACAAUCAUUUAUAUCAAUCGUUAAAUGAAUUCCAUUGGUUAAUUGAUCUUCCAGAAGUGUUUGUUCAUGGAUGGGUUAAAGGUGUCCCAACAGAGACAGUUGAAUCUCAAAUUACCCAACCGGGUAUCGUAUCAACUACUUCUAACCUUGUCAUGUCACCAGAUCUUAUGAAAAUGAUAUUAAAUGAUAAUUCAAGUCAAUUUUCAAAUCAAUCAACUAAUGGUAUAGAAUGCAAUCAGAAAUCAUUUAUAUUAACUAGUCAACCUGUUUAUUGUCAAAAGAUUUAUUUAAUUCAAUUAAAAAAUUAUCUGUGUAAUUUAUCAAAUCAAAUUGGUGUAUUAAUUUCAUAUGGGGAUUUAAGAAGUAAUCAGGCUGUUAACUCAAUUGUUACCAAUCCUCGUCAUCAAUUAGCACUAGCUAUCGGAACCAUAUAUAGUGCGGAGUUAAUUCGUAAUUCAUGGUGUUGUCAACGUCGUGUAUCUUUCAAUACAUGUUGGGCAUAUCCACAAGAUUUUCAAUAUUACCAACAAAAAUCAUUUACAAAAUUUCCAUUCUUUAGUAAAAAUUAUGUGGAACAACUGGUGAAUAAUUGUAAUUCAUUAUUCUCAUCAUCCAAUAAUUACAAUAAAAAUACAACUUUCCAACCAAUAAAUUAUUUAUUAUUUAAACGUUUGUGUAAAUUAAUAAACCAACAAAAUAUUGAAAAGUCUUAUUCUCCCGAUUGGUUUGUACAUGCAAGUAUUACAGCUAGACUUCUACAAUUAACUGAUCCUUAUGAAAAGUUAGUAUUUUGGAAAACAUAUGAAUCUGAUAAAUAUAAUAUUCAUGCAAAUAAUCAUAGACAACAUUCAUUGAAUUCUCGUAACGAUGAAGAUGAUGAAGACCCAGAUGGACCAAUGCCUUCACAUUCCUAUCAUUCUUCUUCAUACUAUGUAAAUAAAGAAAGAAAUCAUUUUGGACAACAAAACAACAUUUGGGAAAACGGUGUAGUAUGGGAUGAAAAAUUUUUCAUAAAAAAUGGACAAAUUUAUAAUGAAUAUAUCAAGUACUUGCAACAGUCUAUCAACAUGAUCUUACUGUUGAUCAAAGAACAACUUCAACAUCAUUCCGAACACUUAAAUCUGGAUGAGAAUAAUUUUGAGGUUAAUUACCUGAUUAUGGCAUCCGAAUUUGAUCAAUGUUAUUCUGAUUAUGACAAUCAUUUACUCAAUCAAACUGUGCAACAUUGUUUGAAACCUACAUUCGAUAAAUUAUGGCACUACGCACAGUUAACACACUUAACUGAUGAUAAACUCCAAGUUUUUAUGAACAUUUAUGUUCCAGGAACUAUGAAUCCGAAGGAUGAUGGAAUACUAUUAAUGCCAUUAUCACCCCAGUCUAGGCCUAUUAAACGCCAUUUAGGUGUUGUCUUGAAGUUUGUAAAGCACCUUACAGAUGAAAAUUAUUCGUUAUCGCUUCUGUAUAUUUCUAGUCCACAACAUCAUACUGAAUUAUUCAGUGAACUGGAUUCAGCUUUUAAAAACUAUCUAUUGCAUGGUGAAAAAGCUUUAACUGAUAUUUUAGCUAGCUCUAGUGUCAAAGGAAAGGUAUUUGAUUCAUCGUCUUUUAGUCAUAAAGAACAUUUACAAAAUGCAAUACAAAGCACAUUUGACUGGCUGUAUUAUUGGAGUAUAUUAAAACCUAUUUCAUCCGAAUAUAGUUUUGUAAUUGGUUAUAGUAUGACAUUGGGUAUGUUGCGCGCCCUCGGUCUAGAACCAGUUGCUGCUUUACCAAAACAUGGAGUCAAUUUGGAACUGGAGUCAAUAUUUAUUGGUUCACCUACACAAUUUGGUAAUCUAUGUCGGGAUGUCCUAGGCCUAGUGGAGUUACCAAAAUCAAGUAUUUCGUUAUCUUGGAAAGUUUCUCCGGAAGAAAUUAUCCAGAGUCCCAAACAUGUUUUAGAAUUUAUGAAUUUACAGUUAGUAUCUCAUUGUGUCAAAUAA